UUGGAAGUAAAAUGGCGGCUGAUGUAGUGGAAGGUGACGCGAGAUCGGUGCUCGGUUGAUGUUUUCUUUUUGGGAGGGGGGUGGGAAUUAAAACCUCUUGUAUUUCGAAUGAGUCGAGCUCUCAAGGUCAAAAAACAAAAAUGGGUAAUUGCUUCAAGUCGCAGUCGGGCGAUGACAUUUCUCUGCUGAAUGACUCGGCGAGCUACGCCGGAGCGGCCGCCGGCGGGGAAGCCUCGGCGGAGGGAGCGCAGGAUGCAGAGCCCCGGGCCCCGGGCUUGCUGCUCGUACUGCCGCCUUCACCGCUUUACCAGGAACAAGUGCAAAUUCCAGUUUAUCACCCAACACCCAGUCAGACCCGCCUGGCAACUCAGCUGACAGAGGAAGAACAGAUUCGAAUAGCACAGAGGCUUGGCCUAAUCCAGCACCUUCCCAAAGGCAGCUUUGACUUUGGCAAGGAAACCCACAACAAGAAAAUCAAGGAGUGUGUGAUCUGUAUGAUGGACUUUGUAUAUGGUGACCCAAUUCGGUUUCUGCCAUGCAUGCACAUAUACCACGUGGAUUGUAUUGACGAGUGGCUCAUGAGGUCCUUCACGUGCCCUUCAUGUAUGGAACCUGUAGACGCGGCUCUGCUUUCAUCCUACGAGACCAACUGACUUAACUGGGCUUCAAGUCCAGUUGCACUUUCGAGUGUCUUGCUGCCAAAGGGAGGGAAAAGUAAGGUGGGGAGGGAGCGGGGAAAAGAAUCAUGCACUCACGCAGACCAAAGAAGUAUCCUAUUGUCUCACCAUAGCUUUUAGGUGGGUACCAGACGGUGCAUUUUUUGUUCAGCUGGGAAAACAAUCGAUUGGCCAAAUCUUCUACUUAACACUAACUGGCUAAAAGGGAAGUGAUUAAAACCAAAGUGGGGGCAGUAGUCCCACUCUAACAGCAAGAAAGCCGUUUUGGGUUUGCCUUUCUGUAUCUGCGCAGUCUUAGUCUUCUUCCAGAUAGUGACAUAUGCAGUGUGCUCUUUACUAGAGGACCAGAGCAAAAGCUUUGGAUUUUACUUUUGCAUUGCUCACUGCAUGAGGACACUCCCUCGUGCUGAGUUCUAGAUGAUCAUAGCUCACUUACACCUCACCACAGUGGUUAUGCUUUUUACUCGCCUGCUGUGCUAAUGUAACAGAGUACAGCUUUGGAGCUGAAGACAGAGUAGGUCAGAGCAGUGCUUGGAAGAGGCAACCUGUAUAGACAGAAGACAGUGGAAUGAUUUGCCUGUGGAGAUAAACAGCUGGAAUGGAAUUUCUCCUGAAACUCUGCAGUACCCCGAAACUGGAAAGUUAUUCACCCGUGGGGGAGAUGAAGCUGCAGCUUAUUUAGUUAAAUUCAUUCAUGGCCAGUGCGGCAUCACUGGUAAGGCCAGCAUUUAUAGCCAAUCCCUCAUUGCCCUUGAGAAGGUUGUGGUGAGUUGUGAUUUAAGCCGCUGCUUUUCUGUGUUUUAGAUGUACCCGCAGCAUCGUUUAAGAAGGGGUUGCAGGAUUGGACCCAUUGAAGAAAAUGCCAAUAGAUUUCCAGUUUGGGAUGGUGUGUCACUUGGAGAAAAAGCUUCAAACUGGUGAUUGUUUCUGUGCAUCUGCUUGCUUUGUCCUUCCGCUGAGUGCCCCCCUGUUUGGCAGUUGUUGGGCUAACGGGAAUCCUGACUAAACUUCCUGUGGUACUGAGGGAGUUUGAAGCAGCCCACUAUGAUUGAAGUCCCCUUCUGAGGUCAGCUAGCUCAACGCUGAACAAGGACAACUGAGGUUUUGACACAAUUUAGUCUGAUAUUGUAACUUGCUAUAUUGAAUAAGCAGGACAGCAGCGUGGCAAUGUCCCUGAUUUGAUAUUUUUCUUAAACUGUUUGGAAUGUUCAGAAUCCGCUGGGUUCAGUGUGGAAUCAGUGAGAUUGAGUGUCAGUAUCCAAGGUUGCUCCCAUCUUCUGCGAUAUUGGAAUCCUGAUACUGGCCAGCUGCAAGUACUAUGUGGAGCCCGUGUGAGAGGGGCAGAGGAUAUGGGGAGAGGCUGUCCUUUGAGAAGAACCAUGUCAUUUCCCGGUGGCAGACUUCUGAAUGCCAGAGACCUGGUUAAGUCCUUUUGCCAACAACAGUGAUGUGUGAAAUGGGGAUUUGAGAGCGACUAGCCUGCAAGAGUUUUAUUUUUGUAGCAAUCUGUCAGCACUUUAAUAUUUACUAUACAGAGCUUGCUCAAGUAUCAAUUUAGGAGAUUUAGUGAAAUCUAAUGACCCAAAAAAACUGAGAAAUAGCAAAAGAGUAGAAUAAUCAAAUGAUAGAGCACUGAUGGAGGCCAUUCAGUCCCUUGUUUGUGCUGGCUUUGUACACUUCAGUUAGCUUGGGAAAAGAGCAAGGACUUCCUUAUAUCCCAUACAGGUAUUAGGAGGAUUGUUUUGACACACCUUUUGAACAGUUUAAAGACAAUCCUCUGGCAACUCCAUUGAACUUGGUGCCACCUGUGAGUGUGCUUCCCCAUUGCUGCUGCUGCUCUACCCUUUUAUUAUCAUUGACCCUGUAUAAACUAGGGAUUAAAACCAAAAUCAGCUUGGUCUACCUGGCUCCGUACUCUGGAGCAGCCUUAUUUGUUUACAAAACUUUAGCCUGAGUCACUAGCUCAGGUAAUGCCUCCAAGUUGCCCGACAGUUUGGGGAUCUUUUAUGAACAUGAUUGUCAGACCAUUCAGGAGUGAAAUUGGGCAACACUCCUUCACACACAGGGUGGUGAGAGUUUGGAACUCUCUCCCAUGAAUGAUGAUUGAUGCAAACUCAGUUUGUUAGUUUUAAAUCUGAGAUUGAUGGAUGUUUAUUUGCCAGAGGUAUUGAGCAGUACAAGCCUUACACAGGUAGGUGGAGUUUGCUCAUCAUUCACCUGUGAUCCUGUAGGUUGUUGGAACAGACUCAUAAGGCUGGACGGACACCUCCUGUUCCUGCAUUACCUGGAUAAGAGUGGGACUGAGCAAAAUCUGUCUGGAUUCAAAUUGUACUAUACAAGAUGUUUAUUUAAUUUUUUUUAUUUUUUAAGGCAAGUGUUGAGUUAAAACUUAAAACUGCAGACUGUUAUCACAUGGUACCAUUUACUUCCAAAAAGCUCAAAUGUUGAAAGUUGUAAAUUCUCAGAGCUAUUGGUUAGCAUUCAGAAGUCACACAUCAACGUUGGUUGGAGUUGAUUUCAGUUUUGGAAAGCCGGCAGUCUCCUCCUCGCUCCUGAAGCUGACUCAGACUGGGUUGCAAUUGCACUGAUGUUGGCUGCACACUCUUCUCAUAGAGAUAUGUGCUGAUACUGCAACUUUUGAAGUAUUGCAUAAGCUCCAAGAUGAAUCCUCACAGCCAUGUCCAGUUUCACUGGGCGUCUCCAUUGUGUGAGAUAGAGAAAUAGAGGAUCUGAGCUUUACUGCAGGCUUUAGGACCCAACAAAUGGGAUUGAAAGGUAGGCUUGAAACCAUCAUGUACCAGCGGUGGGGCCAGUUCCUAAAAUUGGCUGCUUUUGGAGCCCAAGAGAGGCAGUAGCUGUGAAGACAUUUGGAAAAGUACAAGCUGCUGAGAUAUGUCAGUGAUCUCAGGGCACCUCCCAAGUAAGUACAGGGGUGUAAAUGUAAGUGCAGUCUCAGGAACUUGUCGCCGUUUGGUUAAUCAUUUCACCCCAGCACGUCUCUGAACUGAUUCAAUACCAACCAGUAAUGAAACCUGUGACGUUCUGAGCUCUGUAUGAUACGUAUUAUGCCUUUACCUGGGGGGAGUCUCAGAAGUGUUCUUCAAUCCAUAUGCUGCCACAAGUCUUGUUGCAGACUAACUCGUCUCCCAAAUUGCACUAACUUUAGAGGUUUGUGGCUGUUUGAUUUGGGGUUUAGACAUACAUGUGGAGUGUUGGCAGUUUAUUGGUUUUUGAGCAUCAUUUUUGCUUUUAGUGUUUACUAAUUUUAGUCCUCUUAAUUUGGGAGGAAGGAAUGCUGGAUUGACUUGUCUGUUGGUCAGGAAAAAUGAUGCCUGGCUUGCUGUUUGGAGAGGGGCAGAAUGACAUGGAAUUAACCUUUCAGACUGUGACUGAACUCUAUGUGGGUCAGAUGCGAUACUUGAGAACUAUAAUAGCUGGUUAGUGUUAGAAAUUAUGUUUUCAUGUGGAAAUGUGUUAAACCCUCACAAAUGUAGAUGUAAAAUUUAUCAGAGAAAUCUAAAAAUAUGAAUGCGAAGCAUGAUUUUGAAAUGGGAAAGGAAUGAUGGUUCUGUCCUGCAAUCCAGUGACUCUCUCCAAUAAUGUCCCUUUACCUGUAUUGGGUAAUGUCACAGGAGUUUGCUUUGUUAUACAAAUCAUAGGCAAAGAGUCUCUAGUCAUGGAAGCCAUUUAUCACAUUUUCCUGGGAACUGGCAGUAAUAAGGUGUAAACAUUUUAAGAUAUUUCUAUAAUAUAUUGUGCCCCCUGAAAAAUAACAUAUUUCAGAAGCCUUUGGGGACUGUGAUCUCACUCUGGGUGAGUGGGUUGCUGAUUGUGCUGUUAGGUUAAGAGAAGUACAUUGAAGCAGCCAGUAUACUCCUUGUUUCUACUAAUAGAGCACGUCCUUUGUUUUUACAGAAUUGACCAUUGAAGAAAAGGUUAUCAUGGUUGACAAAUGUUGCUGUACCUGAGUUAGAGGGAGGAAGUAUCAGACCAAUAGAAAACUAACUUGUUUGAGCAUAUACAUGUUAGCUGCACUUUUUGGCAUUGUAAUUAACAACAUUUUCCUGAUAUUCUCAUAUGGGACACAGAAUUAAUCCUGAGUGUCAGAGGUUCAAGAUUGUUUCAGUGUUAGCCCAAGAAUUGCAGUUUCCACAAGUAACUGGCCACAGAGAUGAUAGAAAAAAAUAUUGAUAAAAGUGGGUAAGUGCAUAAACGCAGCUUCCAUUUGUGGUUGGAUGCACUUUCUCAGAAUCCCUCUUCCUUUAUAAGAGGUUAUUCUUCCAGUUGCAGUCACUGUGUAUUCCUAGUGUUACAAUGGCAGUUUAGUUUACACACACAACUUUCUAUGUUAACGAUGCCUUAAAAUCUUCAAGUUUUCUUCUAUUCAAUCUUGCACAAGCAUCAUCUGCUUCAGCUUGGGCAGUGAUAUCCUGGAUCUGUAUUUGAGUGUAAAGGUAUCUGUUUUUUGCCAGUGACUGCAGAGAAGUAUGGACAUAAAAUCUCUCAAUACUGAGAAGCAAUCCCACUGACUGCCGCUUUCAGAGACUUCCAGCUCAGACCAUAAUAAUGGAUAUUAUUGUUAAUUCAUUUUUGUAACCCAGAUCUACCUGAACACGUCAGUCAAAAAUGUUGGAAACCAGAGCUGCCCAAUACUCCAGUGAUUUUGAGUACAAAUGAUAUCUUUUGUUGGUUUAUACUAGCUGCUGAUAACAAAUUAUGUAAAAGUAUGUAUAUUUUUUGAAAAAAUAAACAAUCAACUCCACAGA
Molecule: messenger RNA, 5443 nt
Organism: Hemiscyllium ocellatum (epaulette shark)
Lineage: Eukaryota; Metazoa; Chordata; Chondrichthyes; Orectolobiformes; Hemiscylliidae
Gene: rnf11a
Product: ring finger protein 11a
Exons: 3
Coding region: 141-653 (170 amino acids)
Source: RefSeq, a predicted model, not a curated record